UCCCCACUAGCAGCAAAGAGCCACAGCAGCCAAACGCUGGCAGCAAGGAGCUGAUCCCUGUAGCCUCACCCUCCUUCUCCCCCCCUCAGAAGUAAGAGCUGUCCCAGCCUGACAGCCUGCAGUGGGGCCCCAGCGCUCUGACAGCUGACACCGGGGGCAGAGGGGCUCUUGUUGACCAGAAGAGAGAUACAGAUUUUUAUUGCAGCCUCCAAGUCCGCACCAGCCAGCUGCGCACAGGCAUAGUCACUGGUCUGAGGUUGUCCUUAAGGAGUAUCGUAAAUGACAUCGGCAAGUGCCUGUGAAACGGAGGCCGGCUGCAGUUCUGACACCGUUCCUCAAAAUACAGUCCCACAUGUCUCCUGGAAUCCUGUGUAGAGUCCAGAGGACUGGAGGACAGUGAUCUCUCCUUGAAAGCGCCAGACUAUACAAACAGCGUUAUCUCCAGACUGUGGAUGUAGGCUCCCAGCGGUAUGGCUCUCUGGCUACUCCUGUCAGCCCUGGCGCUGGCCAGUCCAGGUGGCUGCAUCUCUGCAAGUAAAGACAGAGCAGGAUGGCCCCGAAUCACGGAGUGCGGCUCCACACAUACAGAAACGUACACCUGUCAUUGGAGCUAUGGCGAUUUCCACAACCUUACAGGACUGAUAAAGCUGCAAUACAAGAAAAGUGACACGGACUGGACUGACUGUCCCGACAAUGUUUCUGCUGGAGAGAAUAGCUGUUAUUUCACUGAAGAUCACACGUCUGUUAUGUCUGAUUAUUACAUCCGCCUCGUGGGUGCAAAUGUUACCUUUGAUGAACGCCGCUUCACAAGCAAUGAAACUGAUCAUCCUACUAUGAACCGACGAAAACCCCUAAGCUCCACGGUUGUCAAUACCAAACGGGCACUACAGAAGGAAGUGAAAAAGCCAUAUCUUCCUGGAUGGCCCAGUAUUACCCAGUGCCGCUCCCCACAGCAGGAAACAUUCACAUGCCAUUGGACUAAUGGUGGAUUUCACAACCUAUCACGACAGAUAAAGCUGCAGUAUAUAAAACUUGGUAUGAAUUGGACUGACUGUCCUGACAGUGUGUCUGCUGGAGAAAAUAGCUGCUAUUUCGAUAAAAAUCACACAUCUAUUUGGGUGGGAUAUAAAGUCCGACUUGUCAGUGAAAAUAUCACGUUUGAUGACUACUCGUUUACCGUUGAUGAAAUUGUGCGGCCAGAUCCCCCCAUCUCUCUAAACUGGACAGUUCUCAAUAUCAGUGAGACUCAGCUACAUAUGGACAUUCUGCUAUCCUGGGAGCCUCCAGCCUCAGCGGAUGUUAGGAGUGGAUGGAUCUCCCUGGAAUAUGAAGUGCAAAUAAAAGUAGCAAAUGAAACCGAAUGGAAACCGUAUGAUGUAGUACACAAAACGUAUUUACCGGUGUAUGGCCUAAAGACGGGAAAGGAAUAUUUGGUUAAAGUCCACUGCAGACAGAAGGGGAAUGAGAAAUUUGGAGAGUUUAGUGAUGUCAUAGUGAUCUCAGUUUUUACAUCAAUGGAUCAACAGUUUGUGUGGCCCCUGUUUAUUAUCAUUGGAUUGUUUUGCACUGUGCUGGUCUUGAGCUUUAUCCUAUUCUGUAAAAAGAAAAGAUUGAAGAUGUUGAUUCUUCCACCAGUUCCUGUUCCAAAGAUUAUAGGGAUUGACCCUGUUCUACUACAAAAAGGAAAACUGGAUGAAGUCAACUCUAUACUUGCCUGCCACGACAAUUAUAAGCAACAGCUGUGCAUUGACGACACGUGGGUUGAGUUUAUCGAGCUUGACCUUGACGAACAGGAUGAGAAGAAUGAAGGCGCUGAUACUGACCGACUUUUGGGAGAGGAAUUCCCUAAGUCCCAUAGCUGCCUAGGUGUAAAAGAUGACGACUCUGGCCGCGCCAGCUGUUGUGAACCUGAUAUUCCCGAAACCGAUUUCAGCAACAGUGACACGUGCGAUGGAACCUCAGAUACCGGUCAACCACAAAGUACAAAAGACAACCAAGCAGACCUUCUGUGCCUUAGUGAGAAGUCAAGUUAUGGAGGCUUGCCUACAAGCUCCCAAAUGCCAAAUACCGAAAAGAAGAGCACAAAACCAGAAGAUGAUGAAGUAUGUCCAUUACUCUUUAAUGGGACAGUAAAUGCGUGUUCUGCUAAGCAUCUAAGCAGCAAUGGUUCCAAGCCAGGUAUGGACUUCUAUGCUCUUGUAAGUGAUAUUACACCAGCAGGAAGACUUCUCCUCUCACCUGGUCAAAGGUUGAGGAUGGAAAGUGAAGAAUGCAGUGACCCCACCAUCCAUCAUCCCACAAACCUCAACACAGACAACCCUUAUGUCUGUGAGGCAGCGGUGUCGGCAUUCUGUGCUGUGAAUUUCCCUACAGAUGCCCCACGAAAUGUUCAACAGAGCCCGAAUGUUGACAACUACUUCAACCCAGAAAGCCUUAUAGCUGCCACAAUGAGAGCUCACGCUGCUGAGAAGCCUUCAAGCUAUGAGACGCCUGUGGCUGAAUAUACCUCUGUCCACAUAGUAAACUUUCCGCAACACCUUGUGCUUAACACUACUGCUCCGCCAAGCAAGGAAUUUGUUACCCCAUGUGGCUACAUGUCCACAGAUCAAGUGAACAAAGUGAUGUUAUGAGACAUAUGUGUUUCCUUUUCAAAUUGUACUCAACCAAAACAAAAAACAAAAAAAAUUGUCUAUGAGCUUUUAUAUGUGUUUUAUCGUGUUAUAGCUGAAACUAAUAUAUUCAAUGUAAAAACAGAAAUGCCAGAAUGUUUUAUCAAAUUAUUUCAUUUUUGUAAUAAAUUGUAGCAUAGGGUAGCUUGUUUUUAUUAGUUACUGUUAGCUACUCAUCGUAUGGCAGCAGCCAGGUUUAGGUAAGUUCUUAAAUCUAUGGUUCCCAUGGGUUCGUGUAAGUUUGCGUCUCUGCAACACUCUCAGAGAUUUCUUGUCAUCACGUCAAAGCGGUUGUCGAAAAAAUGGACAACUCCCGGCUACGUAGGCACAGUCCCUGAAGUAGCCCUGAGUGGAACUCCUACUAUUAUGUGUAUGGGGCCAUGCUGUACCCAGCGUGUCUGGAUACGAGAUUUAAUUGUCUAUCUGUCUUGCUAUGCUCUUAAGCACAGACAGGAGUCGCGACCUUUGUAACUUACUGCCACAUACAAAGCAGGGCCAUAGCAGCGGUUGUCCAAACACGGACAAUCAUUUGAAGUGUUGGAUUUUUCUGUUCCAUUAAAUCAGGGUUUACAGAAUGAUGGAAAAUACAGUUGUCAUUCUCAUGACGCACUUUGCCUGUUAUUGAAUUUAGGGUUUAAUACAAAAAGAAUGUGAACAGACUAGGUUUGUUAAGAAUAAAAAAAACAUAAAAAUGGAUAUAUUUUCUCUUAAGAUUUUAAGGCAUGAAUUAUGUUAUGUAAGGCUGCAUGUUUUAUAGGCUGUGUCACAUGACCAUUGCGCAUAUGUAGCCCCUGUUUUUCUAGGGAUCAGCCCAUACCCCAAAAAUUCUAUUUAGCAUCUUUUUAUUAACAAUCGGAAGCUUAUGACUUCUAAUCACUGUGCUCUCUGUAUAUAUAAACAGAUACAAAAUAUAGACAUUUCUAUUUUCCUAGUGAAUAAAUGACGUACAGUCAAACCCAUUUUUCAAGUCCUAUUUCUUCUGGCUUUUAGAAUUUUCAUAGCCCGUUUAGCAAGUUGCUGUAUCAAGCGAUGAAAAGAGUGGAGGCAGCUUCAGGGUAGCAUUUAUCAAGUACAUGCUAUGAAAUGAUAAGCUGAUGGCUGCUACAGGCAACCUAUCCACUGGUCCACAUGUAGUUAUGUCAACAGAGAAGUCAAUAUGGAAAUGUCAUAUUUCUUUAAUUUCUCCAAAUCCCAUCCCUACCGAUAAUGUGAUGAUUUGCAAGUUAUCUUAACUAUUCAGCUACCCUCUGGCAAAAAAAAUCAGCAAGUCAUUUCUAACCUAUGUACUUAUGUGCUGAAGCUGCAAGCUGACAUAUAGAUCACAUACAGUCUAGUUUUGUAAUUGAUAACAGUCUGAGAUCUCACGGUCUAUCCCUGUUACUGAAAGAGACUACCAGGUAUCACUGUUUGGACUUUAUAAUGAUGAUGUUUACCGUAAAGCACAACAGAAACAUUAAAUAACAUGGUUUAUUACAAAUCAACUUAUUAUGAAUCAAAAGAUAUGUUAAAAAUUAAAUUGGAAGAUAAGGGGGAUAUCCUAUAAGCUGCGACAUUGUGGUUUGGUGAUAAAUUAUCGCAAAUUCAGUGUCCUAUUAGCGGCGAUAAGUUACCGCUGAUUAGACUCCAUAGGGUUUAUUUCUCUUCACCAUCUCUGAGCUAGUGAUAUGCAGUGCAAAAUCCCUAUUUUAAGAUAAAAAUGUUGGGAUUUGUUCAGAACUCCUGGGACCCCCCUCUCCCCCCCAAAGAUGAAUUAGGCACUUAAAAGUUUUUAAUUAUUUAUAAUUAGCCAAUAAUGACAUGUCAUUUUUGGGGUCAAAAAAUGCAAAGUGAUGGAAAUUUGUUUUUAUGAGUGGGAAGAGUGUUUUAGACUUGCAGGUGGGAGUAAUCUGUCCGUUUCUACUUUUUUUUCUAAGUCCUCUAAAAUGAACCAAAUAUAUACGUAUACGCAUUUUUUGUACCCCAGAAUUUGAGAGUACCUAUUUUGUGGGAAAAAAAUAGCUUUCUAUCAUUUUUCAGCAUUUUUUUUUUAAAUGCAUGUAACAGCCAUUUGACCUGAUUUAAUGACACCGAUUAGUUAUAUUAUGGCAACUAAUAGACUUCUAUAAUGUUUUCCAAUAUUAGUUUGUCAUUUUGGGGGGUACAGGCACAUUUUCCCACUUCUUCCUAUGCAUUUGCCAACUAGAAUUAUCGCUCUAUUGCCGUUAUCGCCGAUUUGGAAUAGGAUAGGUGUGAUAAACGGUAGAGUGCAGACUGCGAUAUCCUGAUUUUUCGGGUGGUAGGUGCGAUUACAUUAGCUGUGAUCGCGUAUUGCAUUAUCGCGGUUAAUAAAAUACCCCCUAAGAGUUAAAAAUUAUUAGGUAUCUAUUUUAUUGCAUUACAUAUUAUGCCAUUUCAAACAGUAUUGGUUAAUUCUGGAGUGUAUAGUAUUUGGGACAUAUAGAUAAAAGGGGUGUGGUACAAAAUGUCAGGAUGCCGACACCAGAAUAUGUCAACAUUGUCAUAAUAUUUUCAUACUGUUAUAACCCUAACAGCAGCCUAACACUAAAUCUAACCAUAAGUGUAAACUCUAAACCUGUAAUGUUGACACUGCGACUGUCGACAAUCACAAUGUCAACGUAAUUGCCAUGUCGACAUUCAGACCAUGUCGGCAUUCUGGAUGUCAACAUAAUGACCACGUACCAGAGAAGAGAGCACUAAAAAGAGCGAGGCAAGUAGUGACCAGCACUUUUUCAGUCUGCAUCUCGUUUUCUCAUUUCUUAGGGAUUGCUUUUGCACAAUUUGUAUCUUCGCUAAACUUGACACCUGGGCCAAAUAUUUUUCAAUAUCAGAAAUGACUGCCAAUUACCCACUGACGCUAUAAAUCAUGCUUUCAUUAAUGUGCCAGUGAAAGCAUCCACACGGGUAUUGGGUUGGACCCUCUUGGUUCCAAUGACGCCCAUACCCACCUGUGCAUGCGUUUGCGGUAUUAAGCGGCAUUGACUCGCAAAUGUCUGUCGCCACCUGCUCUAUACACAGAAGUGAGGACAGUGACCGCAGGGGUUGCACACCUCAUGUUGCCUGCGAGCGCAUGUUCUCAAAACGCAUUGUCACUGGCGGUUUGUUAACGUCAGUGGGUCAACGGCCAAACACUACAUUGAAUAUGCAGGUUAUGGGGUGGUCUUCAGUAUGCCGCCGGCCGGGAUCCCGGCGACCAGCAUACUGGCGCCGGAUCCUGACCGCCGGCAUGCCGACACACAUUCUCCCUCUUGGGGGUCCACGACCCUCCCGAAAGGGGCUCAUUAGCGCUCACCCAGCUGUCGGUAUGCCGGCAGUCGGGAUCUCGGCACCGGUAUGCUGGCCCCGGGAUCCCGGCCGCCGGCCACUCAUACUACACCCCAGUGUACUUUGUAAGACACACAAAUGCGCAGGGAAUUUAGUUACAUGUUUACUAUUGUUUGUAAUAUAUUUUAAUUGGGAGUAAAGUAUGUUUCCUUUUCCAUUCCUGCUAGUUUGGGGAAGGUCUGGGAAAUGUGACUUGUCAGUAUAGUAGAAUGGUUGUGUACAUUUAUUUCAGUUACUAGAUAAGUAUUAAGUGCAGGUGUGGCGUAGCUGACACUACUGCAGUGUUUAACGUGAAAGGCAAUGCAAAGAAAGCCAGUGAAUUUUAUAUUGCGGGUAAGUGACUGUCACUAUGCUGGUACUACAGUUCCCAUCACCACUGGUCUACGCCAAUGUAACAUGCCUCGCAACGGAGACAGCUAUUGUGUGGGUUGAACAUGCAGCCCAUUAAUUCACCCGUGCCUCAAGGAUAUUAGUCAGGCCAGCUGAUUGUUAGUCAUUAAGUGCCUCAGUGAUGUCUCUAGUGAAGUGAAUGUGUGUUAGCCCACAACAUGUUCCAUUAUAGAUGGCUUGCUGCCACAGUGCAGGAGUAGGGUGGGAACUGUAGUCCAUAAAUAUGUGGAAUGCCAGGUCCAGCUAUGCCACCAUUGGAAAUGCAUUACAAAAAGGAGAAUCAUGCUUUAAUUAUAUUAGGUUAACCAGCAUUAUGUGCCACGUGAGCUGAUACAAUGUAUGUAUAUGAGAAGUUACUCAAUACAAUUCAGCCAGCAUUAGAAGUUACCUAAUAUAUAUAUAUAUAUACUGUAUAUGUGUGUGUAUGAUACAAAUGUUGCCUUUAAGGAGGAAAUGGUAAAUAGCUACUAAUUUACUGCUAAGUUUAUCUUACAACUAUAUUAUUUAGUGGUAUAAUAAGAAUUAUUAAUGCUGGACACUAAUGCAUCUAUUCAAAUAAAAUGUCUCAGUGGAUGUUUUCUGCUUGUUUUCUUGUUAGAUAUCUCCUAAACACAAUAAAUCUAAAGGGAAAAAUAGCUUUGUACCUGUCACUAUCAACCACAGUAGUAAAUCAAGGCCAGAAUAAGCCACGUUUGCAGUCACUGUCACUACGGCAACGGCUGCUCAUUCUAUAGCCAAUCGAAUGUCAUGUAAGUUAUCCUGUAGUAGCCAUCAGUGGGCCAAUAAUGGAUACUUUUAUGUAUGCAUUUGGUAUUCUUGAUAAAUGGCAAACCUAUAUCCAUAGACUAGAACUAGUUUAUUUAAUUCUCUAAAAUUAUUUAUCAUUUCUUACCAGCUUCAAAACCAAAUUUGUGCUCCUAAUUUGAUCUAUUUUAAUUGCACCACCAUUUACAUUUCUUAAUAUCAUCUUGUUUUGUUCACGAACAAACACUGGAUAACAUCAGAUAACAUAAAUGUGUUUCCACAUAUUGGGGAGAGAUGGUUUCCUUCUCACUUUGACCAGUUAAAAUAAUUAUAAAUGAUAACAAAAAUGAAAGGUAAAAAGUGCAGAUUUAUUAAACACAGGUUAAUAAAUAAUAAGCUCAUUUAUUGAAUACAUUUUUUUCUUUCACUUAAAUAAUUGAAACACGUUUUAUUAGUCCUCUACCUUUAAAAACAACUUGUGCAGUACUGUUCUCUGCUUAAAUAACGUCUUUAACCCUUUAUGACCCCUUGUCCAUUUAAAUUGACAUUAUAAAAACAUUUAUUGUGUAUUGUGAUGACGUUUGCCAUUCAAAUCCCAGUGUCCAUUUAAAUGUAGGAAAAUACUGUAAAAAUGUCCCCGCAGAUGGCAUGUAAUGACCUGUAAUGGUCGCUGCGAGUUUGAAAGAUGGCUUCCCCCAAGAUAGAUUGCAGGAGGUGAGUAUCCCACUUUACAAGUGAAACAACGUUAUCGAUCAAGUGAAUUUUGGCAAAAUCGUUAUGCGAACAGUAAUUGGAGUUGCUAGCGUAUCAAAAUUCGAAAAGUAGAAUGAAUUGCAAUGUUUUGGUGUACGAGCUACAACACUAGCAAAUCAUUGUCCUUUAGGGUGGAUAUCGGGUCUACAUGACCAAACAUUAUUUUUAUUUUUCUGGGUUACUUAAAGCCUCAUUCGGUAGCGCAGAGCGUCUUUAUUUGUUUUUUCUAAACUGCGUCUUAUAUGCAGUGUAAUAGAACACACAAGCAGCUUCUGCUGAUUAAAAUGAUUUGCGGCAUUCCUAUAUUCUGUGUGUAAUCGCGGCUCUAUCUGCAUCCGAAAUGCCACGUUAGUGUUUUACAGGAAAACACUGUAAUGUGGCAUUUCGGAUGCAGAUAGAGCCGCAAUUACACACACAAUAUACAGUAGGAAUGCCAGGAAAACACUGUAACGUGGCAUUUCGGAUGCAGAUAGAGCCGUAAUUACACAGAAUAUAGGAAUGCCAGGAAAACACUCUAGUAUAGCAUUUUGUAUGCAAAUACAUUUGCAGGCGCAUGCUGCAUAUCGUUUUAAUCAACAGAAGCUGCUUGUGCAUUCUAUUAUAUUAGUUUGCGUCUAUGAUGCUUAUUCAGGAAAAAACGCGAAAAAAACCCACUUGGCGCUACCGAGUCACAUGGCACUCACGCGUUGUGUAACGCGACUUGUAGCACACAGAGCAAAUAUGUAAGAUGUGCAGUUAAAAAUAAAAAAAGACAACAAAUAGCAACUAACAAGACAUAAAUGUGUACAAUUCUCAAUAGCUAAUCUUCAAAAUCAUAAAUAUAAAGAUAUAAUUGUAAAUUACCAGAAAGGAAUGUUAUCAUAAUUAGUAUAAAAUAACAAGCAAGAAAACAACCUUUGAGCAUUUCUCCUGCAUAGAUCAUCAUAGAAAAUAUGUAUUGCAUUUUUUUUUUAAAUAAACAAAGUCUCUUAGGCUAUCUAAGGUUUCCUAGCCAAAAAUAGCUAAAUACCUCAGUCAAUUUCUGAAUGUCAGUUUGGUACUUUUCUGGUUACACAAGCCAUUAUAAGCCAUUACAAUGUACAGUAUAUUUCAAUUUAUAUUUGAUGUUCAUCAUUGUUAUAUCUGUGCUCUUUUUUUUCUUUCAAACUUAAAUAAAUUUAUUUUCUUGAAAAUGUA
Molecule: messenger RNA, 9053 nt
Organism: Pseudophryne corroboree (corroboree frog)
Lineage: Eukaryota; Metazoa; Chordata; Amphibia; Anura; Myobatrachidae
Gene: GHR
Product: growth hormone receptor
Exons: 15
Coding region: 471-2630 (719 amino acids)
Molecular function (GO): protein binding
Source: RefSeq, a predicted model, not a curated record